Ziziphus jujuba (common jujube) is the source of this 1448-nucleotide messenger RNA. RefSeq names its product dirigent protein 11. Lineage: Eukaryota; Viridiplantae; Streptophyta; Magnoliopsida; Rosales; Rhamnaceae. The record is from RefSeq and is a predicted model, not a curated record. The transcript has a single exon. The coding region runs from base 518 to 1075 and encodes 185 amino acids.
CAUGGUCAAAUGAAAGAAGCAUACUUAGGACGUUAUUUACACUUAUGAUGAUGGGAGGUUAUAGUUCCAAGAAGGCAGAAAAAAAUAAAAAAAUAAAAAAUAAAAAUCAUCGAACUGCAAUUGGUUAGCUUUCUUUGUCAAACUGAUGUCCGCAUAUCAUAUAGUAUAAUUGUUAUUGUUAGGAGUACCAGCUCCACUGAUCCUCAGUCUGCAAUCGAUAAAUGGAGCUGGUAUCAAAAGCAAUGGAAAAAAAAAAUAUAUAUAUAUAUAUAUAUAUAUGUACAUGUGCCACCUUUCCAUGCCUGUCUUGUGCUUCAUCAUUAUUAAUUUGAUUCUUUGAGCACACAGGCAUAUGAUAUACUGGUUUGGUUAAAACUUAAAGAAGAACCGAAUAGACAUGGAUUAGGUGGCCAAACCCAAAACAUUUUACAGUUAGAAAAAUGCGUUAAAUUGAUUCGUAGAGAAAAUUAUAUCCAAGUUCAAGCAAGCUUUCUCACUCGUUAUCCCAAUCCCAAUAAUGUGGCCAAGGAUCAUAUUCUUCAGUGCAGUGUCAUUGGCAAUUUUGGUAGUCAUUCUCUUGGCUUUGCUUUCGCCAACAUCCCAUACAAAGCCACCACCUACUUGGCUGGCCCUCUCCUUGUAUAUCCAGCAGCCACCACCGCAUAACUCAGCAAGCCGCAAUGCACCGCCGGUGACUCAGUCGGACGCCGGAGCUUUCAUCUUCCGACGUACUCUGACAGAAGGUCCCAAAAACACAUCUCGGGUUGUUGGCAAAGCAGAGGGUUUCAUAAUCCCUGUGGAACACUUCGCGCAUUCGGGAUUCAACAUCAUUUAUCUUACAUUUGACGCGCCCGAGUACGCGGGAAGCCUCAGUGUUCAGGCGAAGCACGUGGGACAUAAAGACAUGGAGGAACUCACCGUGGUUGGCGGAACAGGUGCUUUCGCUUUCGCACGUGGACUCGCCGUUUUUGCUGAGACGGCCGGUCCCCAAAUGACGUCGGAUGUGGAUGCCACUUACCACGUCAAGCUUCAGCUCAGAUUUCCCAAUCAGUCUCGUCGAGCCAUUCCAGGAUGAUAUGCUAUUGCUAGUUCAUAUUCUAAAUAUUAUUAUUUUUAUUUUUUUCUUUUUGUUGCAUUCUUUCUUCACGGCCGGAAACAUAAGUUUAAUUUGCCCCAUUAUACAAAAGAUAUAGAAUUGUCUGAGAGAUUGAUGUUGUCUAAUUCUAUGGCUCUCAACCAAUGAGCCAGAUGUUUUAUUGGCAGCUGAUUUGGCUGUGAAUUUUGGAUGGAAAUAUUUUAUUUGUGAAUGUGAUGCUUUUACUAGCUAGCUUAAUGGUUAAAGGUCUAAAUCAUGGGAAUGAUGGCAAGAACCUUCGUUGAGAAUUCCCUGGGGUUGCUGUGCCAGAUUUCCUGACUUUUUUCUUUUCUUUGCUGUUCAUUGUCUUUGU